AACGUCCGUCGUCAGGACGUACGGUGGCAUAGACAGAUACCUACGCAGGAGAGUUCAUUUGUUCCAGCCAUGGAACCCUCACUGACUGGCAACUCGUCCACCCCAGAACCCGGCCCUUCGUCACCCACCGUCCUGAGGGUGGGUCCGUCCUUGUCCAACUCAUCUGCUGCCACAGCCACAUCAACCCCAGACCAGCCUAAGCCUAAAUUCACCAUGCCAACCCCUCCAGCCACACCUUCACCUUCUCCAUCCACUACCUCCCCUCAGACCUUUCCCAGCCUUUCUUUGCGCUCUUCCUCCCUUUCCAUGCCACCUUCCUCACCUUUCCGCCAGCCCAUCAGGAGCCUCUCUCAGGCGGGCAGAUCUCAGCUUAAUGCAGGCUCUACAAGGAGUCCUCUAUCUAGAUCCUCAUCUGCUGGAGCUGCCGUCACAGCUCCACACCCUCCUCCCACACCUGAAUCAGAGGAGCCAGAGGAGGAGGUCAGUUUUGAAGAUCUGGAGGAGAGAGCAAAGUCAGGAAAUGCUAAAGCACAGACCAAGAUGGGGCGUUACUUCCUGGCACUGGCGGAAGAAAGAGAUGAGGAGCUGAACAACUGUACAGCGGUCACUUGGCUGGUCCAGGCUGCUAAACAGGGCCGCAAGGAUGCCGUCAAACUGCUGCAGCAGUGCUUAGCCUCCAGAAAAGGCAUCACAUUAGAGAACUUUGAGGAGGUGAAGAAGCUGUGUACAGAGUCACGCUUUGAGAGAGGAGUUAGGAAAGCAGCUCUACUAAUGUACUGGAAGUUGAACCCAGAGAGGAAGAAGUCAGUGGCCAUUUCUGAAAUGCUGGAGAACGUCGAACAUGUCCACAUAGAGCCAGGGAAACCUGCAUCCCCUGGUCCACUUAACAGCUCUGCCAAGAAACAGAGGAGAGUCCUGGAGACUAUGGUCACCAGUGAGGCCACUUCCCAUGUUGGUCUUGAUGACUUUGUUGAGAUGACUAAGAAGUAUGCUCAAGGUAUUGCACCAUCACCAGUCAUGGCUACAGCAGGAGGUGGUGACGAAGAUGACGAUGAUGAUGUAGUAGUGAAGAACCCAGAUGAACUGCCCCUGCACCAGAAGUUGCUGAAGUUCCCUCUGUACGCUCUGCUGGAGAUCAAGGAGCACCUCAUCGACUGGGCGUCACGAGCUGGCAUGCAGUGGCUCAGCACCCUGAUCCCCAUCCACCACGUUAACGCACUUGUCUUCUUCUUUAUCAUCUCCAACCUCACAAUCGAGUUCUUCAUCUUCCUCAUUCCUCUUCUGGUUUUCUACCUCUCAUUCUUCUCCAUGAUCAUCUGCACACUGCGUGUGUUCCAGAAUUCAAAAGCAUGGGAAAAUUUUCGGGCUCUGACGGACUUGCUGGCUCACUUUGAACCUGGCCUCGAUCUAGAGCAGGCUGAGACCAACUUUGGAUGGACGCAUUUGGAGCCUUAUCUGUACUUCCUGCUCUCGGUGGUCUUUGUGGUUUUCUCCUUCCCUGUUGCGGAUAAAUCCUGGAUCCCCUGCUCAGAGCUGGCUGCGGUUGCUCUCUUCUUCACCGUCACCGCCUUCCUCAGCCUUCACGCCUCAGCUCAGCUCUUUGCUCGUAAAGCCCUCCUCACAGAGGUCCUCUCUGGUGCGUGCACCCUUGCUCACUUCCUGCCAGACUCGCUCUGGUUCCUCAGGGUCUUUGUGAUGACCUUCAUCACAGUGCCUCUUGGGGAUAUAGUUGCAUUAAACCUGGGGGUGCCGUGCUUGCUGUAUGGACACCUUUUUUAUCUUCUCUUCCGUAUGGCCCAGCUGAGAGGCUUCAAGGGCACCUACCUGUGCUUGGUGCCCUACCUGGUUUGUUUCACCUGGUGUGAGCUCUGUUUGGUGUUCCUUAAUAAUGCCACUGCAAUAGGGCUCAUCCGCACCUUUGUGGGAUACUUCCUCUUCUUGUUUGCUCUUCCUGUGCUCUCACUGGGCCUGGCUACAAUGCUUAUCAUCCAGUUACUGCAGUGGUUCCUCGCUCUGGAGCUGGCUAAGAUGGUGGUCACUCUGACGGUUUGUUUUGUGCCAGUAGUGUUGAGGCUUUGGACCCGCUUUAGCCUCAACCCCAUUGCGGUCUUUCGGUCUUUGUCACGUAGCAGCAUUGUCAAGCUCAUCCUGGUGUGGCUCAGUGCGAUGGUGCUCUUCUGCUGGAUGUACAUCUACAGGUCCGAAGGCAUGAAGGUUUAUAACUCCACCCUGACGUGGCCUGAAUAUAGCAAUCUCUGUGGUCCUCUGGCCUGGAAGGAGUCCAACAUGGCUCAAACUCAGAUUCUCUGCUCUCAUCUCGAAGGACAUCGAGUUACCUGGACCGGACGCUUCAAAUACGUCCGUGUGACAGACAUUGAGAAUGGGCCGCAGUCAAUUAUCAACCUGCUGCCUUUGCUUGUGGGGAACUGGAUGCGCUGUCUGUAUGGUGAGCCAUAUCCUUUGUGUGAGGAGGUAAAAAACUCAACGGCUGAGCCCCAGCCUCUGCCUGCCCCAGCUCCCCCUCCAGAAAACCCCCUCUGUAAACUUAAAAAACUGGCCAAGAAUGAAUGUCACAUCAGACGCUUUGAUCGAUACAAAUUCGAAGUCACAAUGGGCAUGCCACUGGAGAGGAAGACCAAGAAUGGAAUAAUCGUAGAAGAUGAAGAUGCCACUAAGGACAUAGUCCUGCGGGCUAGUAAUGAGUUUAAGUCCGUACUCUUGCACUUAAACACUGGAAGCCUGGUGGAGUUCAGUACCAUACUGGAGGGACGUCUAGGCUCCAAAUGGCCCGUGUUUGAACUGAAAGCCAUCCACUGUGUGUCAUGCGGCGAUGCCAGCACACCCAGCCGCAGGCAAUACAAAAUCGAACAUGACUGGAGGCGCACAGCUCAGAAUGCGCUGCAGUUUGGUUUUGACUUCUUCUUCAACCCCUUCCUGACGGCUCAGCUAGAGCACUCGGAGACCGAGACUGACGCAGAGACUGUGACACAGGAGGGGAAGUAGAGGGAACGAUAUCUGACAAACACACAUCUGGGAGAAAUGUAAAACUGAUGCAAAGGUGUGUGUAAUGAUACUAUGUUCAGCUGAAGAACAUUAAUGAUUGUACACUUCUGUUAACAGAAUCCAAUUGCUGUACUGGUGAUUACAGGGGAGGGUGGACAGAUACUCCGACAUUUGAGUUUGUGCGUUUGCAUGCAUUUAGUAUUUGAGCCAAAAUGUGUGAGAAUAUAUAAUAUAAUGAAAUGAAUUCUUCAGAGUAAAAAAGUUUUUACUGCCUAACACUAAAGUAAGAAAACUGAUCUGAUCUAAACCUCCUCAGCUUCAGUCAUUCGUGCAUUGUUGUCAGCGAAGUCAUUGAUUUUGUUUGCUUGCGUUCGCACACUAUGUCUGCACACAAUUAUAUAAGACAGUAAAAAAAUAGUCAAGUUCCUGGUUGAAGAGUGCCUGCAAAUUAUCGAAGGACAAGUUUUUUUUCAAGAUUGUUAUUCAAAUAACUGUGACAAUUCAUUUACUGUCAAGCUUUAAUCAUACUACAUUAUAUAGUACUGUACAUGUCCUGUAUGUAAUUUUAAAAUAAUUGAUAUUGGAAAUUUAAGUGCCUUAUAAGACAAUGUCUUAACAGUAAUUUGUUAGAGAACAGACAAUCGUUUCUCUGUCCCUUCAGAUUUAAAACACUCACCUGGAUCUGUGCUUGUAGUCAUUACAGGGCAGUUCUCUGGUUGUCCACUAUCGUCGUUCACAUCUUUUUCUUUUUCUCCUCUGGCUGUUUGUUUCCAUCUCUGCUGUGCAGGGAUUUAAUAUAUUGAACAUUUUCAGUCCCUGAGUAAUGAUGCGUUUUAAGAUAGGAUGUCACUACUGUUUUCUGUACCGUGACCCAUAAAUAUGAUGAAAACAUUUACUUGCUAUUGUUAUUUAAAAUUUAUUUAGGAUUUAUGUGAAAGAAAUAAACUUUUAAGGUUCUGAGAAGCUAUUAGUCCUGCCUCUGUAGGUAAUAAUUAAUGGUCUUACUCACAUGAGAUCACCAUUUCAAUGCAGCGUGCUUUUCGUCACUGAGGAUGUUUUGACAUAUCACGGUAGAAAAAGCACUGGUGUUAGAAAAAUAAAAACAGUGAUGCUUGAAAUUCAUUGUCACUUCAGUUUCCCGGUCCAAUUUUGAGGUAUGUGUACUUCACUCGAGUAUUUUCAUUGUUUGCUACAUCAUACUCCACUACAUUUAUUGGAUAACUUUAGUUACUAGUUACUUUUCAGAAUCAA
Monopterus albus (swamp eel) is the source of this 4254-nucleotide messenger RNA. RefSeq names its product Wolfram syndrome 1b (wolframin) (gene wfs1b). Bases 70 to 3003 code for a protein of 977 amino acids. NCBI's taxonomy places the organism in Eukaryota, Metazoa, Chordata, Actinopteri, Synbranchiformes, Synbranchidae. The record is from RefSeq and is a predicted model, not a curated record. Gene Ontology annotation, biological process: calcium ion homeostasis; endoplasmic reticulum unfolded protein response. Gene Ontology annotation, molecular function: protein binding. The transcript is spliced from 10 exons. Gene Ontology annotation, cellular component: endoplasmic reticulum; endoplasmic reticulum membrane.